AUGGCGAUCUCUAGACUACGUCAUCUACAAGAGAAGAAAAGUGCCUUGACCAAACAACAGCGAAGGCAAAUGGGAGAUCUGUUAAUUCAAAGAAAGGAAGAAAGUGCCAGGAUUCGUGUGGAAGGAAUUAUAAGAGAGGAUAUUUUGGUAGAACUAUUGGAAUAUCUGGAACUGUAUUGCGAGCUUUUGUUGGCCAGAAUUGGGCUGAUCAAUGAAUCACCCAAAUGUGACCCAGGGCUAGAAGAGGCCGUUAAGAGUAUCAUAUAUGCCGCCCCGUUUACAGAGGUGAAAGAACUGAUGACAAUCAGGGAUAUCACUAGUCAUAAGUAUGGGAAGGAAUUUGCUCAAGCUGCGUUAACUAAUGAAGACGGCAUCGUACCGGAAAAGAUCGUGAAACGAUGCUCAGUCCAACCUCCUUCUGAAGAGCUAAUUGAUCUGUAUUUGGUUGAAAUUGCCAAGACAUACAAUGCUCCCUUUUCCAAAUUACCUCGGGCUGAAAAUCCAGAAUCAGAGCCCGAUCUAGAAUCUGAAGACGAAGACACCCCGAAUGAUUCUGAAAAAACAAAGAAGACAGCAGGACCUGUUUACGUGAAGAAGGGAGACCAAGAUUUAGAUGAAUUGAAAAAGCGUUUUGAAGCUCUGAAAAGAUAG
Komagataella phaffii GS115 is the source of this 651-nucleotide messenger RNA. RefSeq names its product Protein with a positive role in the multivesicular body sorting pathway. Lineage: Eukaryota; Fungi; Ascomycota; Pichiomycetes; Pichiales; Pichiaceae. The record is from RefSeq and is a predicted model, not a curated record. The transcript has a single exon. Gene Ontology annotation, biological process: protein transport. Bases 1 to 651 code for a protein of 216 amino acids.